Molecule: messenger RNA, 1986 nt
Organism: Micromonas commoda
Lineage: Eukaryota; Viridiplantae; Chlorophyta; Mamiellophyceae; Mamiellales; Mamiellaceae
Product: glycosyltransferase family 13 protein
Exons: 1
Coding region: 1-1911 (636 amino acids)
Cellular component (GO): Golgi apparatus
Molecular function (GO): alpha-1,3-mannosylglycoprotein 2-beta-N-acetylglucosaminyltransferase activity
Source: RefSeq, a predicted model, not a curated record
AUGAACAAAUCAUCCGGGUCACAUGGUCGAACAGGAAAAGUAAAACCGACAUUCAGAGUGCCGCUAAAAAUUGCGUCUUUGCGAUUUUCGGUGCAGAAGUCGCGACUAUAUCCACUCCAGCGUGGCUUGCCUCGUAUUAAGUCGUGUAGACUGUUCUUCUACCUGUUUGUCGCAUUUGCUAUCGCGAGGGUUGGGAUUAUUUAUGUUGACAGGUCCAAGAAGAACUUGAUAGUCAAAAAUUCACUGGUGGCCUCAACAAGCAAAUACGCUCGCCGAGAAGGUGAGUUUUUGCUACAAGAUGUUAUGGAUCACCACAGAGGGUCUGCCUGGAAGAAGACUCGGCAACUAGUGAGGGGGGGUUCACGAUCAGCCGGUGCUAGCAAUGCCCCCCUGCAAAGUAGAGCAGGAACAACGGGAGGGCACCGAAAUCCAAGACGCGCAGACGAAUUGGAACUCCAAACAGCUGAACACGAACCAGUAGAAAGAGUGGCCAGGGAAGAUAGUUCAGAGAAACUCGUUGAUGGAGACACCUCUCAAGGACAUGUAGAAAGCAUGGCUGUGCUUGUUGUUGCGUACAACAGACCUGACUACUUGCGGCAAACACUUGACUCGCUAGCAAAAGUUUCACGAUUGAGUGACAUUAGCGUAUAUGUUUCGCAGGAUGGCUUUGACGAGGGUGUAGCGCGUGUUGCCAGUGAAGGCCAGUUGAGAGGGCUUGGAAAACCACAAACUCGAGGGUAUGAGCAUUGGCAGCGAGAGCGCAUCCCUCAGCUUGGUCAGAAUCAACCCGGCCAUGCUUGGCUCGCACAGCAUUACAAAUGGGCAAUUGAUAAAAUAUUUAUUGAUCGAGCACACUCACAUGUCAUAAUCGUUGAAGAUGACAUGCUGUUCAGCCCUGAUUUCUUGGUUUUCUUCAAACAAACGGCACACCUUCUCGCGCGCGAUGAGAGCCUUUGGUGUAUCUCCACGUGGAAUGACAAUGGUCUUGCGAGUCAUGCUCGAGACCCCUUGCGACUUUUUCGAACUUCUUAUUUCCCAGGGCUCGGAUGGAUGAUGCGUCGCGAAUUGUGGAAUGAAAUCGGAAGCAUUUGGCCUAAAGAGCAUUGGGAUCACUGGAUGCGUCUGAAUACGACUAGCAAGGGUAGGGAAUGCAUUGUACCUGAGGUAAACCGAAAUUUCAAUAUUGGUAGGACUGGUGCCAACAUGAGGCGCGACACUUAUGACCGAUAUCUCAAACGCAUGUCAUUCAACGUGCUUGACAUCAAUCACUAUGGUAAUUUAGCCUACCUCGAUCGAGAUGUCUAUCGCCAGCGCCUGCAAAGACUGACACAAAGUGCAGCCGUGUGGCCAUGGCAUCAACAUCAACAUAGUAUACUUUCGUCUUUACAACACUGGCUUAAGACAGAAAAAGGAGACAACGCAGGAGAAAAUGCUGUCCUGGCAUUGUAUCGCAUGGAGAACUACGAGUUGCUCGCCAAUGCAUUGGACCUUUGGCCAUAUCCUCGUGGUCACUCGCAGCAUGCAAUAGAGGUGAGUAUAGAUGGAGUCACCAUAAUUUUGGCAGAUGAGAGGAGUUGUCCCUACCUGCCAUCACACCUGCGAGUCAGGCCAUCAAGGGGGUUAACACCCGUCGCAGCGGUCCAGGGUCAAACUUGCGAUGCGGCAUGCAGAUAUAACCACAUGAAAUGUCAUGCGCCAGAUUUUUGGUUUUUGAAUUCAUGUGAGGUACUUGCUAAGUUUUUUCCCUGUGAGGCUGGUUGUGCACUUGUGCUGGGCGACGACAUUCCCAAUUAUGUUGUUUCAAAUCGAAUGGACACGUAUCAGAAAUGUUUGGUGUCUGAACGGCAAGCAACAUGUGCAGCAUCGCACAGGGCUACUACGAGGUUGUGCGCAUGCGUGCCGUCAACAUAAAUUAGCGUGGAAAGGUCGUGAAAAUGUUGAAACUAACUGAUUCUCCUUGUAUUAUUAAUCGAUCUGUGUUGAAUU